GGCGGUGAUCGCUCGUUGCACGAUUCAUAAAAGGAGCCAGUGAGAAAGUUUAGCCGCCACUUCAUCUGGAAACAGUCAACGUGCCGGUUCUGGUGUCCAACAGUUAGUUAAAAUGUCUGACUGGAUCCGUGUCGUCGGCACAUUGGUGUUUUGCGCACUUUGUUUAAACGCGGAAGUUAGAGUAAAUCAGCCGCCUUCGAAGUCCGCCUCCCCAGGACAAAACGUGCAAUUGACCUGUACCCUGUCUGGCUCCAGUUCAGGCAUCAGCUACAUGUCCUGGUACCAACAGAUUCCUGGAAACACUCCCCGGCUUCUAAUGUACUAUUAUAGCGGCAGCACUGCCAAAGGUCCGGGAAUCCCAGACCGUUUCUCCCUCUCAGUAUCAGGCAUGACAUCGACAUUCACAAUACCCAACGUUCAAUCGGAGGACGCUGCGGACUAUUACUGUGCUGUGUGGGUAAGCAGUGCAGUCUUCUUCGGCAAAGGAACGAGGCUGGGUAUUGGAAGUCCGCGGGCACCUGUCCUGACUGUUCUGCCGCCUUCAGCGGAUGAAGUUACGGCAAAGGGCACCGCCACCCUGGUGUGUUUGGUGAACGGGUUUAAUCCGGGCGCUGUGAACAUUGAGUGGACCGUGGACGGCAGUGCGAGAAGCAGUGGCGUUGAGACCAGCCCGAUCCAGCAGGAAACGGACAACACCUUCAGUACGAGCAGCUACCUGACUGUUCCAGCCCUGGAGUGGAAAACACACGAACUUUACUCCUGUGUGGUUCAGCACGAAAGUCAAGCGAACCCAUUUAAGGCGAACAUCCAGAGAUCCAGCUGUAUCUGAUGUCGGAAGUUUGUGAGCUGAGACCGAAAAAGUUUGAUGAUCACUAUUCAGUUCUUUCGUGUAGCAACAAGGUAGAAAUAUACUGGACUUCCGAGUUUGAAUUAAAAAAAUGCAAUUUGAAGUGAAUACUUUGAAUAUUAUGACGUUUUCUCUUUACAUGCAGUUCUGCAGAAAGAUUGUAGAUGUUGAUUAAAGCAUCAAGAUGACUUAAUAUUGCGUUUGUGCAUUCAAUAACGUUAACCAGUGACACGGAUAUUGCUGUUAUAACCCAAGUAUUCUUCAUAGCCGUUGAAUAAAAUAAACGAAAGGAUCACAACUGCAA
Pristis pectinata (smalltooth sawfish) is the source of this 1151-nucleotide messenger RNA. Its product is annotated as immunoglobulin lambda-1 light chain-like. The record is from RefSeq and is a predicted model, not a curated record. The coding region runs from base 113 to 829 and encodes 238 amino acids. NCBI's taxonomy places the organism in Eukaryota, Metazoa, Chordata, Chondrichthyes, Rhinopristiformes, Pristidae. The transcript is spliced from 3 exons.